AUGCCAAGUGUUAAGCCUGGUGCAUCUGACAAAGACUCAGAACCAUUUGUUGAAGUUGAUCCAACUGGAAGAUAUGGCAGAUACAGUGAACUGCUUGGAUGUGGUGCUGUGAAAAAGGUGUACAGGGCAUUUGAUCAAGAAGAGGGGAUAGAGGUGGCUUGGAACCAAGUGAAACUGAGGAACUUCAGUAAUGACCCUGCAAUGGUGGAAAGGCUUUACUCUGAGGUGAGAUUGCUCAGAAGCUUAACCAACAAAAACAUCAUAUCCCUUUACAAUGUUUGCAGGGAUGAGAAGCACAACACUUUAAAUUUCAUCACUGAGGUCUGCACCAGUGGGAAUCUGAGGGAGUACAGGAAGAAGCACAAGCAUGUGUCCAUGAAGGCCUUGAAAAAGUGGUCCAAGCAGAUUUUGGAAGGGUUGAAUUACUUGCAUUUGCAUGACCCUUGUAUCAUCCACAGAGACCUCAACUGCAGUAAUGUGUUUGUCAAUGGGAACACUGGCCAGGUUAAGAUUGGUGACCUGGGUUUGGCAGCAAUUGUAGGGAAGAGCCACUCUGCACAUUCAGUUCUUGGGACACCAGAAUUUAUGGCACCUGAGUUAUAUGAUGAGGACUACACUGAAAUGGUUGACAUAUACUCAUUUGGAAUGUGUGUGUUGGAGAUGGUAACUCUAGAGAUUCCUUAUAGUGAAUGUGACAAUGUUGCCAAGAUAUACAAGAAGGUGUCAUCAGGUGUGAGACCUCAAGCCUUGAGCAAGAUCAGAGAUCCUGAAGUGAAGGCCUUCAUUGAGAGGUGUCUUGCGCAGCCAAGGGCUAGACCUUCUGCUGCAGAGUUGCUCAAGGAUCCCUUCUUUGAUUUGCUUGAUUAUGAUGAAGAACAUGAUGAUGAUGAUGAGUCUAAUGCUUCAUGA
This is a messenger RNA of Sphenostylis stenocarpa, 909 nucleotides long. Lineage: Eukaryota; Viridiplantae; Streptophyta; Magnoliopsida; Fabales; Fabaceae. The record is from the annotation of a GenBank genome assembly.